This is a messenger RNA of Diachasma alloeum, 1253 nucleotides long. RefSeq names its product probable cardiolipin synthase (CMP-forming) (gene CLS). Gene Ontology annotation, biological process: cardiolipin biosynthetic process. Lineage: Eukaryota; Metazoa; Arthropoda; Insecta; Hymenoptera; Braconidae. The record is from RefSeq and is a predicted model, not a curated record. The transcript has 4 exons. Gene Ontology annotation, molecular function: cardiolipin synthase activity. Bases 320 to 1186 code for a protein of 288 amino acids. Gene Ontology annotation, cellular component: membrane; mitochondrion.
AGUGUCCAUUCGACCCUACCCUCCCUUACUCCAAAUUUGUAUAUGCAGUAACUUGCGCGCCUAUUAUACCAUCAACACCAUCAAUGAAUUACUGCAUCUUUCGAUAGUAACCAUGUGUUCAAAUUAGCCGUUGUGGAAUGAAAGAAAAACUAAUGGCUUGGGGUUUUUGAAAAUUAUUUACAAUUUUGAAUAAAAACAUUGUAAACCGCAUGUACUGAGGAUGUUUUCAUACUUCUCGUUCAACCUAACCUCGAUGAGAGCGUCGAUUUCCGCUGUAAGAUAGGCAAAAACAAGAGAAAAACACUCCGAAGCUGCAACAAUGAACUUGGGCGCAACGAGAUGUAUGUUAUUGUUUCAGUUGAAAACUACAAAAUUGUUGAUGAAUAAAAUAAAUGUGGAGAAGCACUUGAAGCACCUAAGUAGUCGGCUUUACUGCAAUGUGGAUAAGAAAAACACGUCCUCAUCAAGAAAGUCAUUUGGAGGAGAGAAAACAAAGGGCCUGCGUGCCAAAAUAAUUCACGAAUUUAGAGAGACAAAGCACAAAGUCGAGGAAAUUAUUGAGAGGGAAAAUAUAUGGACUGUUCCUAACUUGCUCUGCAUUGGCAGGAUAGUAUCGACGCCUUGUUUGAGUUACUUGAUAGUUUCUCAUGAUUAUCAGGUAGCUCUGUGGCUUCUGGGAUUCGCUGGGCUAACAGACUUCGUUGAUGGCUGGAUUGCAAGGACAUGGACGUCUCAAGCGUCUAAAUUAGGUAGUUUUUUGGAUCCAAUGGCUGACAAACUGCUCGUUGGCUCUUUAUUUUUAUCAUUGGCAUGGGUGGAACUCAUCCCCAUGCCUCUGAUGGUGCUUGUACUCGUUAGGGAUGUCGGUUUGAUUGCUGCAGCAUCCUACAUUAGAUAUCGUUCCUUACCUGCGCCUAAAACAUUAACGAGGUAUUUUGAUCCGACGUAUGCAACAGUUCAGCUAGCUCCCACAUUGACUAGUAAAUUAAAUACAGCAGUUCAACUGUCAUUAGUUGCCAGUACUCUUGCAGCUCCAGUUUUUCACUUCGUUGACCAUCCACUCCUCCAGGGUCUCUGUUAUCUAACAGCCAUCACUACAGUGGCUGGUGGUAUUAGUUAUUUGAUGUCGAAAAAUACUUAUAAAUAUCUUUCAAAGAAAAAACACUCGGAAAAUCCACCAUCGUGACGGUACAUAUGGAUAAAUUUUAUUGUUGUUUACUUUUAUGAUGAUUAAAAUACUAUAAAAAUUUGAA